This is a messenger RNA of Bemisia tabaci, 1179 nucleotides long. RefSeq names its product peptidyl-prolyl cis-trans isomerase-like 3. NCBI's taxonomy places the organism in Eukaryota, Metazoa, Arthropoda, Insecta, Hemiptera, Aleyrodidae. Gene Ontology annotation, cellular component: catalytic step 2 spliceosome. Gene Ontology annotation, molecular function: peptidyl-prolyl cis-trans isomerase activity; zinc ion binding; nucleic acid binding. The record is from RefSeq and is a predicted model, not a curated record. Gene Ontology annotation, biological process: protein peptidyl-prolyl isomerization; protein folding.
CUAACAUCUUGUUUGUUUUUGUUUACAUUUGUGAGAAUUCAAUUAUCAGGAGGCGUCAUUUGAAAGUCACAGUAACAGUAGUAUUAUUGCACGGUGAUUUUCGAAUCACAGUGAUUUUUCACUGCGAUCGCAAUCAAGGUCCCAUCUUUACCAGAUCAUCAUAACAAAGAAGUAACUCUCCUCAGAAUGGCAGUGACGUUGCAUACUGAUUUGGGCGACAUCAAAUUAGAACUAAAUUGUGAAUCAUGUCCACGAACAUGUGAGAAUUUUCUCGCUCUGUGUGCCAGCAAUUAUUAUAAUGGAUGUACAUUUCAUCGUAAUAUAAAAGGUUUCAUCGUUCAAACUGGAGAUCCUACGAAUACAGGGAAAGGUGGCACAUCUAUCUGGAGUCGAAAAUUUGAGGAUGAAUUCAAGGAAAAUCUGAAGCACAAUGAAAGAGGCGUGGUUUCAAUGGCGAAUAAUGGCCCAAAUACUAACGGAAGUCAAUUUUUUUUUACCUAUGCCGCACAACCUUAUUUAGAUCUAAAGUACACUGUCUUUGGGAGGGUCAUCCAUGGAUUUGAUGUGCUUGAUGAUCUGGAAAAAGUUCAAGUAAAUCCCAAAAGUUAUAAACCCUUAAUAGACAACAAAAUCACUGGAGUCACCAUACAUGCAAAUCCUCUUGCAGCUUAAUCACAGGACAUAAGUGACUAGAGGGAUCUUGAGUGUCCGCACUGAAGUAGAUACCAAGGAUUUGCUGUCUUUUCAAUCUCUGGACUGUUUCGCCCAGUAAGACAAGGGUCAGGAGGUUUGGAUGGUUCAGCAAUCGGAGGAUGUGGCGAUGAGUAAUGGAAGAUAUGUAAUCUUUGAUGAAUGGAAUUUUCGCAUUUUAAUCUAUAUCGGCAAAUUUAAAUUAAUAUUUUAUAUUUUUCCAAUUAUUUUCAAACGCUUGACUACGAUUUUACCGACGAAGAAACGCUUUGCGCAGUAGUUUUGCUCUAGCUUCUCCUCAAAUGUUAGACUACCCUUCAAUUUUGAUUCUGAAUUUUAUAUCCUCUUGAUAUUUUUUGUUUCAACUGACUUUUUAGACCAGUUACAUAUGUAUGACACGCCUUUUCUACAGAAACCUCGCCGUUUGUUCAGACACCCAAAACUACCAAGUAUGUGCGACAAUCUAUAUUAUACAGCUACAAGCAAAAU